This is a messenger RNA of Plasmopara halstedii, 969 nucleotides long. RefSeq names its product C2 domain. Bases 1 to 969 code for a protein of 322 amino acids. The record is from RefSeq and is a predicted model, not a curated record. The transcript has 2 exons. Lineage: Eukaryota; Oomycota; Peronosporomycetes; Peronosporales; Peronosporaceae.
AUGCCGAUGGCCUGGUCGCAUCCUGUCUUCGAUUCGGUUAAUCCUCAGUGGAACGAAAAGUUUUACUUCAAUAACGUCCCAGAGGACUCGACGUUCAGACUGAUCGUGCUCGAAACAGACAUGAUAGACGGUGAUGAGCGUGGAGAAGCACAUUUCAACACUACUCACACCAAUUUCGAUCCGAACGAAAUGAUAUCCUUGCCAAUAACGCUAGGUGAUCGCAAAGCAGGCAUCAUCAGCAUCAAGGUCAACCGACAACAGGUCAAUGCUGACUCAAAUGCUGUGCUUGAAGAAGUCGGUCCUGUUCGCUACUCUGUGCACUCGAGCUAUCGGGCAGGAGCGCUUAAGAAGUUGACGUCCGACGAUGAAGACUGGGAAUCGUUGGCGUAUAUUGUCCAGCUGCACAAUGUCCCUCUAUACCUGCCUAAUGAUAACGAAUGGAAUAAGAACUACACGAAAGUUCAGCGAGUAUUCGCGUCUGAUCAUCCCGAGGCACCUAUUCUUCGUGAAAUUGUCAAGAAACAACAUGCUGUGGUCUACAAACACGAAAAGAAAAGUACAAAAUACGGAUACCUUACCUCCCCUGAUGACUUCUUUCAUCUCGUCCGCAACGGAAUGCGUCACGGUAAGCCUGUGCUGUUUACGUACGUGAUUACUUCACAAGGCUGGUUUUUUUCUGAGACUGGAGCCGGCUUUUUUAAAGACAUGUUGUCGAAGCAUAUGAUGCAUUCAAAUAUUGCUGAAUCCGUCAAAUAUGCCGGCGAAUUUCGCAUUGAAGAAGAGAACGACGGCACUAGCAAGUUGGUAAUUGACAACAAUAGUGGUACGUAUGCCCCGAGUUCGAAGAUAUUGCCACAGUUGAAAUCACUCAUGGAAAACAACUUUCCGGGGAUCAUUUGUGAGGCGUUAAGCCGUGAGAAUGAGGCGUCAGCCAAGAGGCGUAAGGAGAUUCUUGAUGCAUGGGAGUAA